AAAGCAUGCGCAUUGUCAGCCAAAGAAUUUGAUGGACAAUGAGCAUGCGUAACAUAUCUGAAGUUGAUAAAUUGAAAUCGAACAUGCGUAAUUAACCUUUCUGAAUAGAAACGGCGGGGAGUACAGCAAAAUUCUUCGUUUAAGAAACAUAUGCUUUCGUUCUCUGUGGCUUUUUAGUUCCGGAAAGGAGCAUGCGCAUAGUGAGAGGGUUGAUCCUCUGAAGUUUGAACUCGACGGAAACCGCGGCGGAGUGGAGGGCUGUCAGUGAGUGGCGGUAGCCCGGAGCUCCGCCGGUGGGAAAAGAGUCUUGGCUUUGCCACUUACUAGUUUGGUGGCCUUGAGAAAGUCACACAACAUUUCAGAGCACCAGUUUUUCUUAUCGGAAAAAAAGAUGCUCACUUUUUUUGAAGAAACAGGACUAGUUCAUGGCUCAGCAUGUCAAUAGUAACAGUGCAGCUUGGUCAGUGUGGCAACCAGAUUGGUUUUGAAGUGUUUGAUACUUUAUUUAGUGACUCACAUGAUUUCCAAGGACUCUGUUCUAAAAAAGAAAAUGAGGCAUAUCAAGCAUCUUGCCAAGAAAGAUUCUUCAGGGAGGAAGAAAAUGGAGUUCCAGUUGCCCGGGCUGUGCUUAUUGACAUGGAACCUAAGGUUAUCAAUCAAACUCUGACAAAGGCUUCUCAGUCUGGCCGAUGGAAAUAUGGUCAGCAUGCAUGCUUCUGUCAAAAACAAGGUUCUGGAAACAACUGGGCAUAUGGUUACUCUGUACAUGGACCUAGGCAUGAAGAAUCUAUCAUGAACCUAAUCCAGAAGGAAGUGGAGAAAUGUGACUCCUUGAGUGGUUUUUUCAUCAUAAUGAGUAUAGCUGGGGGCACAGGAUCUGGGCUGGGAGCCUUCAUUACACAGGAUUUACAAGAUCAGUACUCAAACUCUUUAAGAAUGAAUCAGAUUAUAUGGCCCUAUGGAACUGGUGAGGUUAUUGUUCAGAACUACAACUCCAUUAUGACUCUUUCUCACCUGUACCGAUCUUCAGAUGCCCUCCUUGUUCACGAGAACGAUGCUGUCCAUAAGAUCUGUGCAAAGCUCAUGAAUAUCAAGCAGAUAUCCUUUAGUGAUAUAAAUCAAGUCCUUGCACAUCAGCUGGGAAGUGUGUUUCAGCCUACUUAUUCUGAAGAAGGCGCUUUUCACUACAGAAGAAACCCACUAGGUAUUUAUCCCUCUGUGUGCUAUUUGUAUGAAAGUCUCCUACUUUGUAACCCUCAAAGUUAUUUUUUUACUGUCUCCUCUCCUCCACCUGAAGAUACACUCAAAUCUCCCUCAUCUCAAAAACCUUCUCUCAGGCCUGCUUUUAUCUCUGAACUGCUGUACUGAAGUUCUCAAGAAGUUGCUAAAUUUCUCAAGAGUGGUA
Messenger RNA from Ictidomys tridecemlineatus (thirteen-lined ground squirrel), 1405 nucleotides. The record is from RefSeq and is a predicted model, not a curated record. NCBI's taxonomy places the organism in Eukaryota, Metazoa, Chordata, Mammalia, Rodentia, Sciuridae.